GUCUAUCGCGGCGCCGCGGCCUACGACUCGUACGUCGCCAAGCGCGACGAUGGGCGGGCAGGCGCGCAGAAGGCGACGGGUCCGAUCCGGCAGACGGCAAACGUGCGCACCAUCACCGUCACCGACUACCAGCCCGACGUGUGCAAGGACUACAAGGAGACGGGCUACUGCGGCUUCGGCGACACGUGCAAGUUCCUGCACGACCGCUCCGACUACCUCGCCGGCUGGCAGCUCGAUCAGCUGCCCAACUCGGCGGCGCGCAACGCCGGCGACGCAGAGAGCGAGGAGGAAGAGGACGUGCCAUUCGCCUGUCUGCUCUGCCGCCAGGACUUUACUGACCCCGUCGUCACCAAGUGCGGCCACUACUUCUGCGCGGCCUGCGCCAUCAAGCGCUACGCAAAGACGCCAAAGUGCUUUGCGUGCGGCGCACAAACGCAGGGCAUCUUCAAUGCUGCGACCAAGGUGCUGCAGCGCAUGGAGAAGCGCAAGCAGGAG
Tilletiopsis washingtonensis is the source of this 495-nucleotide messenger RNA. RefSeq lists its product as hypothetical. The transcript has a single exon. Gene Ontology annotation, cellular component: U2-type spliceosomal complex. The annotation marks the transcript as partial. Lineage: Eukaryota; Fungi; Basidiomycota; Exobasidiomycetes; Entylomatales. Gene Ontology annotation, biological process: snoRNA splicing. Gene Ontology annotation, molecular function: metal ion binding. The record is from RefSeq and is a predicted model, not a curated record.